UAUUUACAAGGAUGUCUUUCUAGGUCGGGCUUGUUUCUACAGAACCAUGCAGCCAAGUUGAUGAAGCCCCCUGCUGAGUGGCAGCGUAGUGCUUUAAUUAAAGAAACAGCACCUUGACGCUAAAACAUGUUGGCUUUUAAUGAUAAUAAACACUUUCCACUGAUUAUUUUCUCAGAGCUGUUGAAUGCAGCACAGUAAUGCUUACAUUCAGUCAGCUGUGAAAACCUGCCAGCACUGUUGAGCAAUCAUUGAUCUUGGGGCGUGCCCAGAACCAGGUGUGUGUUUGUUUUACUAUCCUUGUGGGGACCAGAAGUCUUUACAAGGAUAGUAAAACAAGGAAAAAGUGGGCACAUUUCGCCAGUCCCCACAAGGAAAAACGCUAUUUUAGGGUUAGAGAAAAUCAGCCUGGUCUCAUAGACUAGACGUAACAUAGUACAUUUAAAUCCGGGACUCUCAAAUUAGUACGAUAUGUAACGUUUGGUAUGGUUACAUAACCAGGAUACUUAUGGCAAAAAGGAUGGUAGGUCUGGGUGGAUGCGUGAACGUCAAGCAAACCAAAGGUUGCGUGUUUGAAUCUCAGCACGGACAACUUUUAGCUAAUUAGGAACUGCAACUACUUACUACCUUUUUAGCUAUUUUGCAACUACUUAGCAUGUUAGCUAGUCCGUUCCCUAACCUUAACCCUUUAACGUUAGCUAAUCUAGGGGUUAAGGUUAGACACCUAGCUAAUGUUACCGCUGGCCACCUAGCUAACAUUAGCCACAGCUAAUUGGAAUUUGUAACAUACAUUGUAUCAUACGUUUUGUAAAUUCGUAACUUAUUGUACAAAUUGUAAUUUAUAACAUAUCAUACGAAAUGGAUGAUGGACAUCCACAAAUGAAUACAUACCAUAAGAAAUGUAACAUAUCAUACUAAUUGGAGUGUCCUGGAUUUACAUUUACUAUGUUAUGUCUACCCCUGAGUGCAGGUUGGGAAAAUUAGGAUUUUUAAUGGGAAUCAAUUGUUUGGUGCCGACAAGGAUAGUAAAACCUACGUGAGUGCAUGCCUAAAAUAACUGUGUUGACUGUGUAGUCCUAAGUAUAUAUCAACACUGGGUACCCCAAGGGAACUCCGAAGUAAAUGUAACUGGGUGAAACGGAAUGGGAAUAGUUGCCUGGCUCCCAUGUACUGUGUAGCCUAAGAAUUGGUCUCUGUCCCUUCCAGUCUCUGAGGGCAGCAGUGUGUUGUACCCUCAGUAACACAGAUUUCUAUACUGAACCAACAUAAAUGCAACAUGCAACAAUUUCCUAUUUUUUACUGAGUUAGUUCAUAUAAAGAAAUCAGUCAAUUGAAAUAAAUUAUUAGGCCCUAAUCUAUGGAUUUCACAUGACUGGGCAGGGGUGCAGCCAUGGGAGGGCAUAGGUCCACCCACUUGGCAGCCGGGGCCACCCACUGGGGUGGGGCCACCCACUGGGAACCAGGCCAAGCCAACCAGAAUGAGUUUUUCACCACAAAAGGGCUUUAUUACAGACAGAAAUACUCCUCAGUAUUUGAUCAGCUUCUUGAUUUGCCACACCUGUCAGGUGGAUGGAUUAUCUUGGCAAAGAACAAAUGGUCACUAACAGGAAUAUAAACAAAUCUGUGUGCAAAAUUUGAGAGAAAUAAGCUUUUUGUGCAUAUAGAAAAUGUCUGGGAGGAUUUAUUUCAGGGGGGUACCGGUACAGAGUCAAUGUGCGGGGGCACCGGUUAGUUAAGGUAAUAUGUACAUGUAGGUAGAGUUAUUAAAGUGAUUAUACAUAGAUGAUAACAACAGAGAGUAGCAUCGGUGUAAAAAGGGUGGGGGGGAAUGCAAAUAGUCUGGGUAGCCAUUUGAUUAGAUGUUCGGGAGUCUUAUGGCUUGGAGGUAGAAGCUAUUUAGAAGCCUCUUGGACCUAGACUUGACGCUCCGGUACCGCUUGCUGUGCGGUAGCAGAGAGAACAGUCUAUGACUAGGGUGGCUGGAGUCUUUGACAAUUUUUAGGGCCUUCCUCUGACACUGCCUCGUAUAGAGAUCCUGGAUGGCAGGAAGCUUGGCCCCAGUGAUGUACUGGAACGUUUGCACUAUCCUCUGUAGUACCUUGCGAUCGGAGGCCAAGCAGUUUCCAUACCAGGCAGUGAUGCAACCUGUCAGGAUGCUCUCGAUGGUGCAGCUGUAGAACCUUUUGAGGAUCUGAGGACCAAUGCAAAAUCUUUUCAGUCUCCUGAGGAGGAAUAGGUUUUGUCGUGCCCUCUUCACGACUGUCUUGGUGUGCUUGGACCAUGUUAGUUUGUUGGUGAUGUGGACACCAAGGAACUUGAAGCUCUCAACCUGCUCCAAUACAGUACUGUCGAUGAGAACAGGGGCGUGCUCGGUCUUCUUUUUCCUGUAGUCCACAAUCAUCUCCUUUGUCUUGAUCAUGUUGAGGGAGAGGUUGUUGUCCUGGCACCACACGGCCAGGUCUCUGACCUCCUCCCUAUAGGCUGUCUAGUCAUUAUCAGGCCUACCACUGUUGUGUCAUCGGCAAACUUAAUGAUGGUGUUGGGAGUGAUGAUGUGAACAGGGAGCACAGGAGGGGAUUGAGCACUCACCCCUGAGGGGCCUCUAUGUUGAGGAUCAACGUGGCGGAUGUGUUGUUACCUACCCUUGCCACCUGGAGGCGGCCCGUCAGGAAGUCCAGGAUCCAGUUGCAGAGGGAGGUGUUUAGUCCCAGGGUCCUUAGCUUAUUGAUGAGCUUUGAGGGCACCAUGGUGUUGAAUGUUGAGCUGUAGUCAAUGAAUAGCAUUCUCACAAAGGUGUUACUUUUGUCCAGGUGGGAAAGGCAGUGUGGAGUGCAGUAGAGAUGGCAUCAUCUGUGGAUCUGUUGGGGCGGUAUGCAAAUUAGAGUGGGUCUAGUGUUUCUGGGCUAAUGGUGUUGAUGUGUGCCAUGACCAGCCUUUCAAAGCACUUCAUGGCUACAGAUGUGAGUGCUAUGGGUUGGUAAUCAUUUAGGCAGGUUACCUUAGUGUUCUUGGGCACAGGGACUAUGGUGGUCUGCUUAAAACAUGUUGGUAUUACAGACUCGGACAGGGAGAGGUUGAAAAUGUCAGUGAAGACACUUGCUAGUUGGUCAGCGCAGGCUCGCAGUACAUGUCCUGGCAAUCCGUCUGGCCCUGUGGCCUUGUGAAUGUUGACCUGUUUAAAGGCCUUACUCACAUCGGCUGUGGAGAGCGUGAUCACACCAUCUUCCGGAACAGCUGGUGCUCUCAUGCAUGUUUCAGUGUUAUUUGCUUCGAAGCGAGCAUAGAAGUAGUUUAGCUCGUCUGGUAGGCUCGUGUCACUGGGCAGCUCUCGGCUGUGCUUCCCUUUUUAGUCUGUAAUGGUUUGCAAGCCCUGCCACAUCCGACGAGCGUCAGAGCCGGUGUAGUACGAUUCAAUCUUAGUCCUGUAUUGACGCUUUGCCUGUUUGAUGGUUCCUCAGAGGGCACAGCAGGAUUUCUUGUAAGUCCCGCUCCUUGAAAGUGGCAGCUCUAGCCGUUAGCUCAGUGCGGAUGUUGCCUGUAAUCCAUGGCUUCUGGUUGAGGUAUGUACGUACGGUCACUGUGCGCACAAUGUUGUCGAUGCACUUAUUGAUGAAGCAAAUGACUGAUGUGGUGUACUCCUCAAUGCCAUCGGAGGAGUCCCGGAACAUAUUCCAGUCUGUGCUUGCAAAACAGUCCUUUAGCUUAGCAUCUGCGUUAUCUGACCAUUUUUUUAGUGAUCGAUUCACUGGUGCAUCCUGCUUUAAUUUUAGCUUGUAAGCAGGAAUCAGGAGGAUAGAAUUAUGGUCAGAUUCGCCAAAUGGAGGGCGAGGGAGAGCUUUGUAUGUGUCUGUGUGUGGAGUAAAAGUGGUUCAGAGUUUUUUUCCCCCUCUGGUUGAACAUUUAACAUGCUGAUAGAAAUUUAGUAAAACGGAUUUAAGUUUCCCUGCAUUUAAGUCCCCGGCGACUAGGAGAGCCGCCUCUGGGUGAGCGUUUUCUUGUUUGCUUAUGGCGGAAUACAUCUCAUUCAAUGUUGCCUCAGUCUGUGGGGGUAUGUAAACAGCUACGGAAAAUAUAGAUGAAAAUUCUCUAGGUAGAUAGUGUGGUCUACAGCUUAUGAGAUACUCUACCUCAGGCGAGCAAUAGCUCAAGACAUCCUUAGAUAUCGUGCACCAGCUGACUAUGUAUUAACAAAAAUACAUAGUCCGCCGCCCCUUCUCUUACCAGACGCAGCUGUUCUAUGUCGUCGUUCAGCCACGACUCCGUGAAGCAUAAGAUAUUACAGUAAAACGUUAGCCUUCUUCCCCGGUGCCAUCUUAUCAACCAGACGCCUUCCUGGGGUUCUUCACAGGUAAGACUGAUAAUAAAUAGCUUCUGACACCAGAGCAUUUUGAUUUACGUCUGUAAUUCAGGUCGCAAUUGUAAAUGAGAACGUGUUCUCAAUUUGCCUACCUGGUUAAAUAAAGGUUAAAUAAAAAUAAAUAAAUAAAAUGAGCACCGAUACGUUUUAUCUGUAAUUUUCUCUAUCAUUUCUCUUAAUAUGACAAGGUAUGAAAAGGAUUUGCCAGUAGAUUGUCAUGAUGAUGACUGCUAGUUUGCUAGCUAAGAUUUUGAAAGUAUAAUGUCAACAUGAUUAGUUCAAUCAAAGCUAUGGUGGGUAUGUGAUUUGACGUAAUUUUAUCUGUGGGCGAUGACCUUGAGCCUUCUUGGAUGGGCACUUCUAAUGUGACUCUAUGGCAGCACCCAAGGGGCUUACAUUUUUGAGCUCUACCCGUAGAUUUUGCAGCGACGUAGUGUCCCCAUGAGUGACAGAACACUGAGCCAAUCAAGGCGCAACUAGAGAACGUUACCAAUCCCCACGCUCUGUAUUUUCCACUGGCUGCCCCACCACCACAGAAAGCACUGAGCUAGGCUGGAACACCUGCAUUUUGGAGCUGCCUUACUCAAGAAAACAAAAAAGAGACCAUGUUUGUAUGCAGCUUUAUUAACUCAAUGAUUUAUUUUUUUUAAUUGCAAACUGAUGUGUGACACAUUAAUGGUAAAAUAACAUGCAAAACAGACAAAAAAAUAAAUACAGGUUUUAUCUAAACAGGUGGGGAUCAAAACAGGUGUGGCUCUGUCGCGAGACGUCACAAAUUCAUUGACCUUUAGUGUUCAACAUGUAUGGUCAUGAAAUUGGCAUGUAUCCUUCAGCUGUUAUUAACCCUCUGACUCUCUCCCCCUCUCUUUUUGUUUUUCUGUCUUUUGCUCCCCGCACCCCUCUGUCUCCUACUCCCUCUCUUUCUGCCUGUCUACUCAUUAUCUCUCUCUCAAUUUAAGGGCUUUAUUGGUAUGGUAAACAUAUGUUAGCAUUGCCAAAGCAAGUGAACUAGAUAAUAAACAAAAGUGAAAUAAACAAUACAAAUGAACAGUGAACAUUACACUCACAAUAGCUCCAAAAUAAAAAAGAGAUUACAUCUGUCAUAUUAUGUGCAAAUAGUUAAAGUACAGAAGGGAAAAUAAAUAAACAUGACUUGUGUUUACAAUGGUGUUUGUUCUUCACUGGUUGCCCUUUCUUGUGGCAACAGGUCACAAAUCUUGCUGCUGUGAUUGCACACUAUGGUAUUGACACAUGAGCUUUCUGAUUCAUGUCUGUAAAUGAAAAGUGCUCUAUAAAUGUAAAUUAUUAUUAUUAUGUUUGUCAUCACUGCAAACUCUUUUUAGAUGAACAGUCUGACACAGGCCAGGACAUCAUUAGUAUAAGACAGCCAGUCUCUCCCAAAGGAGACUAACAAAGUCCCAAAGGAGACUAAAACAAAUAUGUUAAAUCUUUCUCCCUUUGUCUUUUCACUCUUUGACUCCCCCUCCCUCCCUCCCCAGCCCAAUGCCAGACAGAGAUACAGUAGAUAGUGUUCUGGGGAGAGGUAGAGAGUGUUGUUUGAGGACAGACACAGGAUUCUCUAUGUGUUGGCCAUUAUCCACGAGACCCAGCGUCUAGCCAACAUCGCACCACUCUACCAUCAGACCCACCAAGCUCAUGGGCUAUGACAUACCAGAGGUGCACACACACACAGAGAGAGAGAUCCAAUUAAAUUACUAAUACAUUAUUUGUAAUAUGUCAUUCUAUGCAUAUAAACACACACACACACAUACACACACACACACACACACACACACACGAGUACACACAAGGUGGAGAUCUGGUCAACCUUUAGCAUUCAACAUGUAUGGGUAUGAAUUUGGCAUUUAUCCUGUUAUUAACCCUUCUCCCCUCUCUUUUUGCUCCGCGCCCCCCUCUGUCUCCUACUUCCUCUCUUCUUCCUGUCUCCCCCUUAUCAUUCUCUUUCUCUCCAUCCCUCUGUCCUCCUUCACUCUCCCUUCUCUCUCGCUCUCUUUCUCUCCAUCCCUCUGUCCUCCUUCACUCUCCCUUCUCUUUCUCUCUCUCUUCUCUCUCCCUUAUCUCUCCUCACUCUCUCUCCCGUAUCUCUCUCUCUAUCACCAACCUCACUAUGCUCUUCGAGAGCAGCCAAUGGGAGCAUCCCAAUAACUUUAACCCUGCCCACUUCCUGAACGAUAAGUUUGUGAAACCAGACGUCUUUCUGGCGUUCUCCGCAUUUACGACUAAUAAUAAAUAGCUUCUGACACCAGUUCUAUCAAUCACACCUGUGUGCAGUUGAAUGAGAGGAGACGAGGGUAGACUAUCGAGAUGCAGCCUAAGGUUUGGUGUGCAACCUAACUAAUGUUAGAGAGGCUAUGGCCACGUUAGAAUGUGAGUCAGGAAUACUGUCAUCUUUAUUUCUAAAGAGAAACUGAGCUGCUCAGUUGGUCUACAGGUGUCCGAGGUUUGCUGUGUAAAUUGUUUGUCACUGGCGUUUGGUUAUGACUUUAUAUAACUGUUGUUAGUAAUGUAUACGUGACAAGUCAGGCAUCAGCCACCGCUGGGCAAGAAGCUUGUUUUAAUAAGCAAACAGUGAGAGACAAAGAGAACAGUAACAGUGAAAUAUGACGCAACUAGGCCAGUGAGGUUUUGUACUCUACUAUACACUGUAUUCAGCAAUCAAAAUGUAACUCAUAAUCUGGUGUGUGUGUGUGUGUGUCAGGUUCUCGUGUGUGUACCAGGGAGCUGCUGGCACGCAUGGAUCUCUUCCUCAUCCUGGUCACUCUGCUGCGGUGAUUCCACUUCCUGUAGCCAGAGGAUGCUGGGAAGCCAGACUGCCCAAACCCAACAGAGUAUUUGUCAGACUGAGAGGAAACCAGAGAGCCUGAUGGAGCCAGUGUUACUCUAAAAUAUGUCCCCACAUGAUUAUGGGGUAAAUCAUUGCUACCACAUCUCCAAUCUCUCUGCCAGAGCAAGAAAAACACAAACUCUUCUGUUGGAGAAGUGUCAGGUUUUUAGCGACUUAUUUGCAUUUGCGAUCUGUCAAGCUGCAGUGAGAUAAAAGGCAAGACCAUGACAAGAUAAAAGGCAAGACCAUGACAAGACAGCUAUAGCAGAAACAGACUGGGAGUCAGGACGGACAGACGGACACACGGACGGACGGACAGUGUGGAGUCUCUCCCCAACACACGGACGGACAGUGUGGAGUCUCUCCCCAACACACGGACAGACGGACGGACGGACAGUGUGGAGUCUCUCCCCAACACACGGACGGACAGUGUGGAGUCUCUCCCCAACACACGGACGGACAGACAGACUAGCCAGUCUGUAAAUUGGGUGACGGAGCCUUCAGUUAACUAUAACACAUAGUUGCAGCAGAGAAAGUUCCAGAUACAGAACAGUGUGAGAGCGAGGAGAACCAGAAAAUACAUUUUUUCCUGUGUGUAGAGGUCAGUCAGCAGGAUGUACCAGCAUGGUGGAGGUCAUGGAGGAGGUCCUCAGGAGGUGGCGCUAACAGACGAAGAGAAGGAGAUCAUCAACAGUGUUCUGGCUCGGGCUGAGACCAUAGAGGCCAUGGAGCAGGAGAGGAUCGGGCGUUUUGCCACUAGGUUGGACAGUAUGAAGAAGACGGCGUGUGGAGAUGGUCAGUCUCGUUGUCUGCUGUGUGGAGAGACGUUUGGACAGCAGGGAGUCACCUCUGUACUCUGUUCCCACUGCAAGAAGCACAUGUGCAGUAAUUGUGGGAUUCAGAACAGCCGUUCGUCAUCUCCAGUGUGGGUCUGUAGGAUCUGCAGUGAACAUCAAGAGAUGUUGAAGCGUUCUGGAGCAUGGUUCUUUAAGGGCCAACCCCAGCAAGUCCUCCCUGCUCCCCUGCCCAUCUCCAGGCCCAGAGGGACAGGUACAGAGAGCCCCCGUACCCAGACCCCUACCCAUGCCCAUCACCAGCCCAGUGCCCAGUCCAGCUACCAGCCAAACCCUGGUGCAGAGGACUACACAGAGCGGCAGGAGCAGCAGGAUAACUACUACUCCAACAUACAAAACCAAGAGCCCACUGAUGAGCCCCCGUACUCCAGUUCAGAGCAACAGGACCCAGAGGGCAAUAGCUCUGCUCAGACACUAGAGGGUGUUGCUGAGGCCCAGGUUAGCCCUGCCGUGGUGGAGGAGGUGGUGAAGAUGGAAAGACAGUUAGGCUACAGACCUCCCACAGCCAGAGGAAGAGAGAACCCACCAGCUCCAGCUGACACAGUCACAGCACAGGCCCCUGCACCACAGAAGAGCAGAUACCCACAGCAGAGAGAGGAGAGAGCACCACCUCUAGUCAGGGAGGAGAAACCCACUCCUGCCCCCAAACCCAGAAUGGCACCACGCACAGGCCCCGCUCCCAACGAAGACAAUGACAACGAAUACGACUCUGAUGAAUCCACCACGCUGGGGUUGCUGGAGUUCAUUCUGCAUUAUGAACAGGGGAACAACACGCUGCACUGCAACAUAGUCAAAGCCAAGGGUUUAAAGCCGAUGGACUCUAACGGACUAGCAGACCCCUACGUCAAGCUGCACCUCUUACCUGGAGCCAGUAAGUCUAACAAGCUGCGUACUAAGACCCUGAAGGGCACUCUGAACCCAGUGUGGAAUGAGACUCUGGUGUACCAUGGUAUCACUGAUGACGACAUGCAGCGCAAAACACUACGGCUGUCGGUGAGUGAUAUGGACAAGUUUGGACACAAUGAGUUCAUAGGAGAGACGCGUGUUGCUCUGAAGAAACUCAAAGCCAACCAGAUGAAGAACUACAGCGUCUGUCUAGAGAGGGUGGUCCAGGUGAAGAAGGCAGGCACAGGAGGCUCAGCCCGGGGCAUGGCUCUCUACGAGGAGGAGGUAAAGGAGGAUGAAGCAGAGGAGAGGGGUCGUAUCCUGGUCUCUUUAACCUACAGCACCCAGAAGGGUCGUCUGAUAGUGGGAGUGGUGCGCUGUGCUCACCUGGCAGCUAUGGACUCUAAUGGAUACUCAGACCCCUUCGUCAAGAUCUACCUGAAACCAGACAUGGGGAAGAAAGCCAAGAACAAGACCCAGAUCAAAAAGAAGACCCUCAACCCAGAGUUCAAUGAGGAGUUCAGCUAUGAGAUCAAACAUGGUGAGCUGGCCAAGAAGAGCCUGGACAUCUCCGUCUGGGACUAUGACAUGGGAACCUCCAACGAUUUCAUUGGAGGAUGCCAGCUGGGCAUCACAGCCAAGGGGGAGUGUCUGAAGCACUGGUAUGAAUGUCUCAAGAACAAAGACAAGAAGAUCGAGCGCUGGCACGUCCUCCUGAAUGACAACACCGUCAAAGACACGGACGACUGAGAGACGUCCUCCUCCUCCCUUGUCUUCCUCUUCCUCCCAUUUCCUCUUCCUCCUCCUCCCUUGUCUUCCUCUUCCUCCCAUUUCCUCUUCCUCCUCCUCCCUUGUCUUCCUCUUCCUCCCAUUUCCUCUUCCUCCUCCUCCUCCCUCCUAAAUAGCGGUUUCUAAUUUCCUCUUAAAUAUAAUAUUUUGUCUUCCAAUUGUUUUCAAAUGUAUUUGAAUUGUAAAGUAUUUUUGUCUAAUGUUUUCGUGAUGUGUCGGAACCCAGGAAGACAAGCUGUCUCCAUUGGCGUCGGCAAAUGGGAUCCUAAUAAAAUCCCAAAUCAUAAUCUAGCUCUUCAUACUUUCAGUAAUGUGAACCUGAAUUAGCAGCAAAUUAAGGCUCUCACACUUUUUACAACUUCAUUCUUCUUGUGCAGACAGAAUGCUUAUUGGAUUCAUGUACUUAUCAACACAGCGUUUACAGUGAAACAAAAAGAAACUGCAACAGAAUAUCUCCCGUAUUUCAAGCAUGCUUUACUGCUUCUGGGGGAAAGGGAUCUCUUUCACUUAUCUCUAAAGCCUGGAAACCGGAUUUCAAUAAACAGGGUGCUAAAGUAUGUUGUUAAACAAUGCGUCGUUACACCAUCCUUACCUAUCUCAACGCAAGGAAUUCCCCUCCUCUCUUACCAUAGACAUGAUAUAGAUUACAUCAUAUAGAUUGCAUCAUUUUCUAAGACCCCCUCCCUGGAUUUUGCUGUACAGUGUUAUGAUGUGGUCAUAAUCUGUGUUCUAUACUUCAAUACUGUGAUGUUAUGACACAGUCAUACAGAUGUAGGAUCUUAAUUGUAUCACUCUUUUGUUGCUGAGAAUUUUCCUGCUAUGCAGUAGUGUAUUUGAGUUUUAAAAAGGCUUCUAAAGUUUCUAAUUUCCACUUUGAAAUUUCAGACUUGAUUUGCUCUCAUGGAAAAUGUAUAAAUCUCUUCAAAAUGUCCAUUAAUUAUAAUCCACAUAAUAAUUCACAUUUCCUGUUGCUGCAGGAUUAUUUUCCUGCUGUAGCAAAUUGACUCAAAUUAAAUUCCUACAUCUGUAAUCUGUCUUGUAUACUUCUAUACUGUGACUGAUUGGGACUAGUGUUUGUGCUGCCAAAGCAUAUGAUCUUCACUUGUGCUACUGUAUAUACAACCAGUUUGUUGAAAGGAGCAUGUGUUGGAUGUUACGGAACAUAUGUUGAUGUUAUUUAUGAAUGAAGAUAUUUCCAUAGUAUUAGCUGUUUAGGUUGAUUACAUGUCAUGCUAUUGAAGCAUUAGCUCCUCUAAGAACCAUGGGAUAUCUUAGAAACCUGGAAUGCACUGACUUGGAUGUUGCUCUCUUUUUUCGCUCCCUCUCUCUCACUUUCUUUCUCUCUCACACUUUCUUUCUUUCUCUCUCUCUCUCUCUCUCUCUCUCUCUCUCUCGCUCCCUCUCUCUCUCACACUCGCUCUCACUCAUAGAACAAAGCGUUACUCCAAGCCUGAUUAAAUAAUGAUCAGACAAUGCUGUAGACAUGGGCAUAUUGCACUGCACUGCGUCUUCCUGUGACAGAUGACAAAUGCGUACCAAAUACAUGCUGAGCGUGAGCGCUGUCCAGAUCAUAUGACGUGCAUUGACCUGUAGUAGGUUUGAUUGCUAGAAAUUCUCAAAUGUGAAAUGAUCUGUGAUAGCUUAUGUUAAACGAUAAUGCAAUGCAAAGUAAAAUUAAAUAUUAAACUUUAAGAUGUGUUGAUAUUUACUUUGAAUAAGAAUUGUAUUUUCAACUGUAGUAUAAAGUUGUGGAUGUUUUGUAGAUACAUAUGUACAUAUUAUGUAUUUACCUUCUUGCCUACUAUGUUAUCAUAGUCUUGGGAGAAGCAUGCAAAUGGUUAAUGCACAGUGGUGUAAAGUAUUUAAGUAAAAAUAUUUUAAUGUACAA
Salvelinus fontinalis (brook trout) is the source of this 11615-nucleotide messenger RNA. RefSeq names its product rabphilin-3A-like. The transcript is spliced from 18 exons. Gene Ontology annotation, molecular function: small GTPase binding. NCBI's taxonomy places the organism in Eukaryota, Metazoa, Chordata, Actinopteri, Salmoniformes, Salmonidae. Gene Ontology annotation, biological process: intracellular protein transport. Gene Ontology annotation, cellular component: membrane. The record is from RefSeq and is a predicted model, not a curated record. Bases 7814 to 9688 code for a protein of 624 amino acids.